Messenger RNA from Kickxella alabastrina, 1546 nucleotides. RefSeq lists its product as uncharacterized. Lineage: Eukaryota; Fungi; Kickxellomycota; Kickxellomycetes; Kickxellales; Kickxellaceae. The transcript has a single exon. The record is from RefSeq and is a predicted model, not a curated record. Gene Ontology annotation, molecular function: oxidoreductase activity. Bases 99 to 1223 code for a protein of 374 amino acids.
GCUUACAUUCUUGACAUACAGGUUCUGUUUCCAAUUAUUUGUAGCCUUUUUUAAAAAAGAAUUGGUGCUCAGGGAACCACGCAAAUAUAACAGCAAAUAUGAGUGCCAGCGGCGGAUCAGUCAACCCAGCAGUCCAAGCGCUUCUGGCCGAGAUCGCAGUAGCCAAGCUGCGAGCUGAGCAGCGGCGACAAGCCAAAGCCAAAGCCGACCAGCAGCCAUACGGCGUCAUCAAAGAGACCAACGGCGCCUUGGUCCUUCGGCUGCCGCCACCACCGCCAGCGCCGGCGCCCUCAGACUGCUGCCACUCCGGCUGCACGCCCUGCAUUCUCGACACAUACCGCGACCAUCUGCACGCACACAACGCCGAAGUCGCCGCGCUCCAAGCGCAAUACCAGUGCGCGCUGCUCGACGACACCGGGCCGCUGCCAGAGCCAAGACACCAUGUGCUGUCGCACUCGCUGCUCAACCCAUUGAGGUUUGCAGCCGUGCGCAUCAUCCAUGCGCACAGUAUUGGCGCCCGUGGCCGCCUGCUGGUGCUGGAGGCCACGGCUGCCGACUUUGCGCUGGCGCCAGGUGAGCACAUCCACGUGCGCGCACAGCCAGGUGCAGUCGCCAAACCCAUAACCAAGCCAUUCACGCCUGUGAUGAUUGUGGCCGCCGACGGCAUCGUGCGCCCCCACCUGUUCGUGCGGCUCUACGCCGACCAUGCAAUGUCCGCGUACCUCGCUAACCUGUCCUCUGGCGACCAGCUUGCGGUGCGAGGGCCUGUGUCGACGCCCGAAAACAUGACACGCGCACUCUCCGCGCCGCUCUGUCUCCUGGCUGCCGGCGGCUCUGGCAUUGCGCCGAUCUUCCAGCUGCUGCAAUUCGCCCACGCCAACUGCGCCUACCGACAGACCCGUAUUGUUUUGGUGCAUUGUGCCCAGGACAGCGAGUCUCUGUGGCUGCGCGCACAGGUCGCCGAGAUGAUGGUGGAUAUGCCGGCGCUCGAGUACGUGGCAUUUCUGUCAGAACAGCCGGAACAGCCGGAACAGCCGGAACAGCCAGAAGCCUUGGAGCUGCGGAUGGUUGGCGCAAGGAUGUCGCUGGACGGCAUCCGAUGGGCGGUUGGAGGUAAUGUCGGAGCCGAGGCGCAGGCCGUGGUAUGUGGGCCUGGCGUGUUCAACCAAGACGUUGCCCGGUGGCUGACUGAGUUGGGAUUUGCUGGAAUCCAGACACUGUAAAUGUAAUUUUUCCAAGGGAAAAAUUCAGAUCAAAGAGAUAGUGUUGGUUGUGUGAAACAGAACAUGUUUUCUUUUUUGGAGUGGACAUGCAUGUAGCGCUGGAUGCAAUGCGGGUAACAUGCAAGCUGCAUCUUUACAUGUAUUUAUAUGCAUUUAUUGCGUAUAUGUUUGUUGAGUAAUGUUAUCCAUAAAAACAAUAGGGAUGGUUGGCCCUCUUGAUAACAAAAAAAUCAAACUGUUUAAAUUCAACUUUACUCCCUCUUUUCCCUCUUUUUUUGUUAUUAUUAUUUUUCCAAAUGCGAUAAAAGGAAAUAUUUGUAUCC